AUGGAAAAGCUUCUGGCGGAGGAGCUCAAACCCACCUGGACACUGGCAGAGUUUACGGAUCACUCGCCCCCCAAGAGCCGCGACGAAAAGCUCUACCGGUUUUACGCUCAAGUGAGAGGUGAGGACACUCACACUUGGGAGUGCUAUUUUUCUAUCACCGAAUCUCGGAACCUUUUGACCCCUCACUGUUCGGUGAUCGCACCGUGCCCCAGUGAGGAAGGCGAAACAGCCCGUCGCCACCAGCAGCAUGGAGGAGGCGUGGUUUCACUGCGGAACACUCACGUUUUCAACGAUAUAGCCGCAGCGAAGGAGGAGAAGCAGGAUGACGGCGCCCCGAAAACCAAGCGCCCCUACAAAGCGCGGAAGCGGGGUAUGUCAUUGUCGGCCUUACUCGGGUUUGUAGUGGGACACGCGCUUGCGAAACUUCACACACCCUCGAACCUAGGCACUGCCUCGGCGGCCGCCGCCACGGGCGUCACUGCAAGCCAGGAUGCUGGCACCGUCAAGCAAGAUCUGACGGGCACAAGCGGCGCGGAUGUGGAUAUGAAACAGGAAGCACAGGAAAAGGACAAGCAGGACGAACGGGACGUGAAAGAAGAAGCUUUGGAGAAAAACGACCAAGGUUUGUCCCGUCAUGUUGUACUUUCGGUUUGCUUCAAGUGGUUUCUCAUCGCACUCUUCGGCGCCUGUUGUAUCGCAGCAGAUGUCGACGGCUGUGAGCAUUUUGAGGCGGUGGACGCCUCGAGAGACGGCGUGCCGCCCGACAUCUUGCGGAACGCGGUGCAGCACGCCCACGACUACGGUGUUCACGGUGAGGGGCUGCUGGUGGCCUACAACGUCAACCGCUGCCCGGACCUAACGCAGCCGACUGCUCACGGCGCCAAAUUCUUCUUUGACGACGACGCGCGCAAGCUCUUCAUUACCUGCGCCUCUUCACAUCCCCACGGCAUCGGGGCAUUGGAAGCUGGCCGGCAACUGGGCAACUGGGCCGAUGCGUACAACCACCGCCUCGGCGUCGACCGCCUAGACACGGCUGGCGACGGCGUCAUCAGCCAUUUCGGGGAUGCGCCGGACGUCGCCGUGACCAUUGAUGCCGGAGAGCUGUCCGCAUCGCCGCUCGUGAUCGUCGAGCUUGAGAUGGGCAAUCGCAAGGUGGCCGCAAGCCGCCAUCAAGGACGCACGCUGUUCGAGCGCUACCCAACGCUGCGUGCUCUCGUCGUCAUUUUUGCGCCCUUCGAGUUCAACUUUGGCCAGGUGACGGAUAUGAAGGUUGCGGUCGGGUAUUACUACCGCGAGCAGGCAGGCGCGCCUGUCACGGCCGAGCUCGCGUUUGACCUUGGCACGGUGGCGUGUGACCGCAACGCUUGGAUGGACCCGUUGAGCGACGACGACUUGCCGCCCUUCGUACCUUUGUCGUGGGAGACCCACCGCGCCACGCCACGCGAAGGGUUUGAGCACUUCGCCAUCAACAUUGAGCCAGCGGUCAUUGUUUUUCCAUCCGGCGUUCUGGACGUGCAAGACGACGAGCAACCAACGCUCGCUGCAGCGGUGAGGGAAAACAUCCACAGCCUCGAGGGCAUCGCUCUGAAAUUGGACCUUGCGCGCGUUGUACAGAAAUUCUACAAAUCGUUUGUGACCAGGGCGUCUCACACGAUGGAGGUUGGGCCCUGCUCGGGCUCAAAGCACGCGCGCUCGGCGAUACAUCUCACAAACUUUGACACUUUUGGCGCCUGUGGUAUCACAGCAGACGCAGAUGGCUGUGAGCAUUUUGAGGCGGUGGACGCCUCGAGAGACGGCGUGCCGCCCGACGUCUUGCGGGGCGCGGUGCAGCACGCCCAUGACUAUGGUGUUCACGGUGAGGGGCUGCUGGUGGCCUACAACGUCGACUGCUGCCCGGACUUGACGCAGCCGGCCACCCGCGGCGCCAAGUUUUUCUUUGACCACGACACCCGCCGUCUUUUCAUCACCUGUGGCGCGACCGAAAUUCACGGAGCCGGUGUCGCAGAAAUUGUACGCCAAGCUGGAAACUACAGGGCUGAACAAAACCAAGGAAAGAAAGCCCGCUUCCUUGUGAUGAGUGACGGAAGACUGGCAGGUUCCACGCAGUGUCCUGACGCUGCGAUCUUUGUUACUGGACGCAAAGGGGCACGUCUUCCCUUUGUGAUCAUUGAACUGGAGAUAGCCAACCGCGACCCGCAUGCGAGUCGCAAGCAGGGACGCGAUCUUUUCAACCGGUUUGACACUUUGCGCGAUUUGAUCGUGAUCAAGACGCCGCUUGCUUUCAACUUUGGUGAUGUGACUGACAUGGCGGCAGUGGCCGUUCACUACUACCGACUUGAAGAUGGCGGCGAAGUGUUUUUGGGCAGCUGUUUUGAUUUCGGCACAACGAGCGACAUCAAGCUACAGCAAAAAUGGGCAACAACAAGCCUCAAACCGAAGAAUGAGCCACAAAUCAUUUUUUCCGACGACACACACCUGCCUCUCGUACCCAACGAAGCGUGGAUACGAAUCAACACCGCCCCCGUACAAGACGACGAGGGCAUUCUGACGUUUGACAACACGCCUGUGAUAGUGACUGUAUCCAGUAAAUCAAUGGAGCUCCGCGUUGAACGGGAGCUUGAGCGAGUGGAACAGGUCUGGAGCAAACUCAAUGCUAACGAUUUUGAGAUCGACCUCGGGCGGAUCGUCAAUGCCUACUACCCUCUGUUUGUCGACCGGGCCAAGAACAGUGCACAGACCUGGCAACUCAUGGCCGAUGUGCUUAAGGCCGCUGCUGCUCACGAUGGUUGCCCUGGGCCUCAAAAGUUUGCGGCUUUGAGACGCAGCCUCGAGACAGGCGGGGCAUCUCUGUCGGCAACGUUUGGAACGUUCGAUAAGGAACUGCGCGACAUCCUACCAGAUGCACUCUGCCCGAACCCGUCACCAGCUCCUAACACCGAGGAGCGCAGCAUCGCUGAGAUCGAGCGUGACGCGCAGGCGUGGUGUGACGCGCUCGCUUCCGUCUAACGUCUUGCUAUGUGCGAUUACCCAUAUGUCGAAACUCGCUUUCAAUUGAUUGUAUCAAAUC
Messenger RNA from Monosiga brevicollis MX1, 3067 nucleotides. RefSeq lists its product as uncharacterized. The transcript is spliced from 3 exons. The record is from RefSeq and is a predicted model, not a curated record. Lineage: Eukaryota; Choanoflagellata; Craspedida; Salpingoecidae. The coding region runs from base 1 to 3006 and encodes 1001 amino acids.